AUGGCAGGUGGCGAUAGUGGGGGGGAAACCAUCCAGGCAAGACGACAGCGGCUUUCAAUGGUUCCUCGGGCAUGUGAAGGAUGUAAAACGAGAAAGGUCCGCUGUGAUCGCUCAAGGCCCUGCUCGAACUGUCAUUCGGUUGGUAUUACGUGCCGAGAGACCAGCCCUAACAGCAGACCGGCGACUCGUCCAAGGUUAGACAGGGAAGCAGAGCUACAGGGACAGAUCGAACGUCUCGAAGACCGUCUUUGUGCCGUCGAACGCAGACUGCCCCGAGACAUCAGCGCAGAACACAAUUCAAACAUUCCAGAAAACCCGGGCGAAGUGUCAUCCGUGGAUAAGCAAGACUGGCCUCAUUUAACUAGUGUGCCUCCUGUGUAUGAGGGGCUUUCUUCUUUCACCAACCAGUCAAUCCGAGCAAGCAAUGUGGCCCAGAAGACUGUGGAUUCUGACGGCACCGGAGAACAAUCGGGAUUGAACGCAUCCUUGGGGCACUUGAAGAACCUCUUUCAAUUACCGAUCAUGUUUUCACCGGAUGAUUACCGCUUCUCUCGUAGACCUACGAUUCGACCUAUUCCGAAGAUGGAUCCUUUGCCGCUUGACUUGAUCAUUGCCAUAUUGCAAGAAAUAAAGGCAAGUCGUCCCAUAUUUUUAUGCUCAUAUGUUAUAAGCGACCCAUCCUUGGUUGAGCGACUCUGUCGGAGCGUGUACUUCCCGGUAGAGCCCAUUUCCUCGGGCCAUCUCGCGGCUAUGUACGGGAUACUCAAUGCCCUGUUGAAGGAAUUCAUGAUCCUGCAAAAUCCCUUAUGUCAGCGCUUCGACCUCCAGGCACAUGCAGCCCAGUGCGAGCAGAACUUCAACGCUACGAUCGAGUCGUACGAUGUCCUGGCUGUGCCUAGCUUUGAAAACAUCUUUGCGCUAACCAUGGGAUUUACAAAAGCACAAGAUGAGGCGAAACCAUUACUGUGCUACACGCUCAUCUCUACAGCAGUCAGCCAUUGCCAGAUGCUCGGAUACCAUCGUGAAGUAACACAUCGCAAUGACCGAACCGGAAACUCUGAGAAUGCACGUCGGCUGUUCUGGACAGCAUAUACAUUUGAGAAACACAUUUCCCUCCUCUUUGGUCGUGCUUCGAGCAUGCUGAACUUCGAUAUCGACACGCGAUACCCGGCUCUUUCAACUGAUCCUGCUGUUCGGCCUUGGGAUGAAUCUUUCAUGAUGGGGAUCAAGCUGGCCAGUAUGCAGGGCCAGAUUUAUGACAAACUUUACUCUACGACAGCCUUAAGGACUCCUCAUUCGGAACGCGCACAGUACGUACGGCACCUUACUACUGCCAUGGACCAAUGGCGUACUGAACUACAGAAGAUCGAUUCAAAUCAGGUGAACAGUCGUCAGAUAUUCGAUAUCACUAGAUAUAGCUGGGACAUCAUGUACUACUCAACGUUCACAUCGCUCCUGCGAGCACCAACUAUUUCCGAGGCAGAAGAAGCAGAGGUUAGCUCGCAGUGCUUUCAGGUUGCGCGCUUAGCUUUAGAGAGCCAUCUGCGCUGCUUCAGUAAAUAUCAGACGUCUGGUUUCCUGUCAGAUGCGGAUUAUGCGAAUUGGCUAGUUCCUCCUCUACCUUUAUCCGUUUCCAGUUGCAUUUGCUAA
Molecule: messenger RNA, 1650 nt
Organism: Aspergillus chevalieri
Lineage: Eukaryota; Fungi; Ascomycota; Eurotiomycetes; Eurotiales; Aspergillaceae
Product: Zn(II)2Cys6 transcription factor
Exons: 7
Coding region: 1-1650 (549 amino acids)
Biological process (GO): DNA-templated transcription; regulation of DNA-templated transcription
Molecular function (GO): DNA binding; DNA-binding transcription factor activity, RNA polymerase II-specific; zinc ion binding
Source: RefSeq, a predicted model, not a curated record